CCCCAACCCUUUCUGUCUUUCUUUGAAUCUGUAGCCCUCUUCUCCACCUCGAAAAAUUAUUCUGUGCGGAGUCCCCAUCCUCCAUUUUCAUUCUUAUAACCCUAAAUCCUUCCUUUUUCAUUCUGAUAGCUGGAAUCUCUUCAUCGGAUCUCUUACCUUGCUCCUCACCAUCUCCCUUACCCUACCAACAGGUUGCAACGGUGGCGUGGAAGGCGCGACUGGAAUGACAGAUGGAGGAAACAAACUCUCCAGUGCCCGGAAACAAUAAGCCAGAGGAAUCUACGGCAACCGGCAAUUCUGGCGGAAAAACAACCCCGCAAUGCUCUGUGAUCAUCGUGUACAAAGCUAAGAUCGGUAACAAGCUCCGCAGGGUAACGGUAGUGUGGAACAAGACUCUCAUCAACCACUCCCUCUCCAUCUCCGUCGACGGUUCCGGCGGAAGUUGCGAUCCACCCUCCACCUGCAGAGUCGAUCUCAAGCCAUGGCCCUUCUGGAGCAAGAAGGGUUUCAAAUCCGUCGACGUUGGCGAUCACCGAGUCGACCUUUUCUGGAACCUUCGCCACGCCAAAUUCUCCGGUGGAGGUAGCCCGGAACCCACCGGAAGCUACUACGUCGCUCUCGUCAGCGGCGAGGAGGUCGUCCUCCUUCUCGGCGACUUGAAGAAGAAAGCCUAUAAACGGACCAAGGCGCGGCCGUCGCUCGACGACGCGAAAAUGGUUUUGAAGAAGGAAAAUGUGUUUGGGAAAAGGUCUUUCUCGACGAAGGCGAGGUUUGAUGAGAGGAAAAGAGAGCAUGAAAUUGUGGUGGAGAAUUCGAUAUCAGGGGUGAAUGGGAAGGAGGAUGCGGAAAUGUGGAUCAGAAUUGAUGGGAUUGUAAUGAUGCAUGUGAGUAAUUUGCAGUGGAAGUUCAGGGGAAAUGAAACGGUGAUGGUGGAGGGUUCGCCGGUUCAGGUUUUCUGGGAUGUUCAUGAUUGGUUUUUUGGGGGGCCGGGGAUGGGGCAAGCGUUGUUUAUAUUUAAGCCUGGGGCGGCGGCUGCAACGGCGAUGGCGACGGCACUGGCGGAGAUGGCCUUGAUGGAGGAGGAGGAGGAGAAUGAGGAGAGGAGCGAGAGCGAUUUGAGUUGGUCGAGUGAGAACGAGGGAAAGCAGCAGGUGGUUGCAGAGCAGAAUGAGUGCGGCGAUGGGUCGUCGGAGUUUUGCUUUAUGCUCUGUGCGUGGAGAGUGGAGAAAUGAAAAGGAACUAUGUAAGAUAAUUUGAUAUAUAUUUUAUAUUAGUAUGAGAUUAUUUUGAUAGAAA
Molecule: messenger RNA, 1296 nt
Organism: Dendrobium catenatum
Lineage: Eukaryota; Viridiplantae; Streptophyta; Magnoliopsida; Asparagales; Orchidaceae
Exons: 2
Coding region: 231-1232 (333 amino acids)
Source: RefSeq, a predicted model, not a curated record